CUACCCAUCAAGAUCACUUAAUCGAUCAAACGUCGUCAUGACAGUGUUCAUAUGCUUGCAUAAAAGUAAUCGAGUUCAACGAAAAUAAAAUUGAUUAUAAAUAUUUGUGAAGAAAUGUUUAAAAAUGUUAAAGUAAACUAUCCGAAGCGGAAAACUGCUCUACAGGAAUCUAAAGUAGAAGGUAUUCAGGAGCCUGUCAGGGAAACAAUGUAUGACAUACUGUUAGAGAACUUUCAUAUAGCAGACAGAAAGACCUUCAUCCAUAGGAUCAUAUAUGUAGGAGAACACCAUUUUUCAGGCGAAGACGAUACUAUAAUACAGUGUUUUCAAAAAUCAGUAAAUCAGGUGAACGAGUCUUUCUGCCUGGAGCCUAUAACUGGAUUUUUAUUGUGCUACAGAAGGCAUUUUGUCCACAUGAUUGAGGGAGACGAGGAUUCAAUAAAUUCCCACCUGCAUAUUCUUUUGAAUGACAAAGAACUCAAACAAAAUUUGGGAGUCAUGAAGUUAUUGAUACACGUGUCCCACAUCAAUCGG
Molecule: messenger RNA, 534 nt
Organism: Leptinotarsa decemlineata (Colorado potato beetle)
Lineage: Eukaryota; Metazoa; Arthropoda; Insecta; Coleoptera; Chrysomelidae
Source: RefSeq, a predicted model, not a curated record